CGCGCCCUAUAUUAAUCCCGUAAAGCGCCGCUGUCCGUUCAGCACCACUGACUGACUGUGAGGAGAGUUGAAGCGCGCGCACUGGAUACUCGACGUGUAAAGCUCUGGAUUUACAAAACCUUAUCUCUUCUUAUUUGGUCUGCGACUUGGUGUGAAUUUUCAUGAAAGUGGCGAGGAAUUAAACGCGUCUGUAAGAGGACUGCAACAGUGUUUUAUUAGAAAAAAAUACCUUAUAUAGUUGAUAGUUAAUGCGCUCACACUAGUUAUUUGACGGCUUGUGGAUUUACAACCCAAUUAAAGGCGGUAUAUCUCUUCGUUUGGACUGCUGCUUGGUUUUUAGUUUAACUUUUUACCAAGGGGCAGCUACGCGUGAUGCGACAGUGGAAAGGGACAUUUUUCUCUUCAAAACUAUAUAUUCGAAUGUAUUACUAAAGAUUUCUUUGUAUAUAUUUAUACUACUUAUUUAUAGUACGUAAGUUUUAUGCGUUUAUUAACCAAAAAUAUGCUCGCACACCUCCUGUCACUGCUGCUUAUAUUCGCGUCAGGGAGCGGAAAAGUGGCUCGCGCGACUGGCGCGAAAGGAAACCGCUACGUGUGCACGCCAGUGCCAGCCGGCACCGACCUUAGCUGUCCGACGGACACGAGCAACAGGGUCCAGAGCACGAGCCCGCAGGAAGAACAGUUGCGGAGCACCAUUAUUCAGUUGCGCGAGACCAUCCUCCAGCAGAAGGAGACUAUCGUCAGUCAACAGGGAACCAUCAAAGAGCUCAACUCCAAACUCGCGCGCUGCGAGGCUGAUGACAAGUCGCGGGGCAACGCGCGCAGGAAAGAUUUUGGCAAAAACACGAUGGGCGACCUGCCGCGCGACCCCGCCGAGACCGUAGAGCAGCUGGGCAAGACCAUGCAGAGCCUGAAAGACCGACUGGAGAACCUGGAGCAGCAGCUGCGUACUAACACAUCCGGCGGACCGUUUCCCAACGAUCUAAAAGACCUGCUGAGACGUCGCCUGGGUGACCUGGAGAGCCAGCUGUUGACCCGAGUGGCCGAACUGGAGGAGGAAAAGAGCCAGCUUUACAACGAGACCACCGCUCACCGCCAGCGCACAGAAAACACCCUGAAUUCGCUGCUGGAGAGGAUCAACGAGCUGGAGAAAAGUAACAGCGCAUUUAAAUCACCAGAGGAUUUUAAGGUGUCUUUGCCCUUGCGCACCAACUACUUGUAUGGCCGCAUAAAGAAGAGUCUGCCGGAGAUGUACGCCUUCACCGUUUGUAUGUGGCUCAAGUCCAGCGCCAGUCCUGGAAUCGGAACACCGUUUUCCUACGGCGUCCCAGGGCAGGCCAACGAGAUCGUGCUGAUCGAGUGGGGAAACAACCCAAUCGAGCUUCUUGUCAAUGAUAAGGUAGCUCAGUUACCUCUCUCCGUGAGUGAUGGGCGCUGGCAUCACAUCUGCAUCACCUGGACAACCAGAGAUGGCUUCUGGGAGGCCUAUCAGGAUGGAGAGCGACUAGGGACCGGAGAGAACUUGGCCCCGUGGCACCCAAUUAAACCUGGAGGAGUCAUUAUACUGGGACAAGAACAGGACAUCGUAGGUGGGAGAUUCGAUGCCACGCAGGCUUUCGUAGGAGAGUUAAGCCACUUCAACAUGUGGGACCGAGUCCUGCGUCCUAUAGACAUCUCCGCUAUGGCCAACUGCUCCACCUACAUGCCCGGCAACGUGGUGCCAUGGGUUGACGGCAACGUGGAGGUAUUUGGCGGUGCCACAAAAUCAGCACUGGAGAUUUGUGAAGAUCGUCUCUUUGAUUCCUAAAAACACUUCUGUAGAUUUAUAAGCAAGCGCGCUCAUUGAAACCAUGUCCCAAUAUCACGCUGGGAAACUUACAGAGAGACAAAGCCACUCUGAUUUGACAUGGAUUAUUGCAUCCUUUAUUCUGCUUUUUUUCGCUGUCAGCCUGGACAAUAAAAUGUUUGAAAUGUAUUUGGAAAAAAUAAAAAAUCUGUGUGCACAUUCAAGGUCAGAAUCUAGUAUUGGCUGACACAAAACUGUCUUGUUGAUAUUAAAUAUGCUUUUCUCUGUGUAGCGUCCUUCAAAAACUUCUACAAACUCGUGGCUAUUUUUAAGCACUACAGUAAAGAUGGAUUUUUUCUGUCUCGCUGUAGUCGUAACAUUGAGCUUUUGUCAUAUCGUAGAUGGGGUGAUGCAUUUGAAACCACUUAUCAUGAAAGUUUGAAGACUGAGCUUUAUAAAACACAUACUGGAUGAAUGUGCUAGUCUGUAACACUUUUUGUCACAGGAGAUUAGUGGAGGAGACAUUUUGUAAAUCUGCUAUCCAAAAUGCUAAACGCAAAGUAACCAAAUGUUGGACUACAGCUCCCAGAAGUCCUCAGGAGCUGGAUGGACUACAGGAAGGUCUUUAGCUGAAGGUUUUCACCUUAUGAAGCUCGUCAGAAGCCAUGCUUGAUUUAAUAUUAGAUUAUUAAUAGUUUAUACUACAAAAGAUUUUGACAAGCGCAUGACGCUAUGAAAUGAACUGUGAGAAAUCGACAGGGAAUGUUUUUAAAUAAUGUUUUAAUAUAUAUAUAUACACGUGUAUGUGUGUCGUGGGUUUUCCAGUAAGCCUUUUAGACCCUUGCACAAUGCACUGAGACUCUUUUUUAAGGAGAUGAAACAGAAAUAUUGAUGGGCACUAAUGAGGUUGACAGUGUGGGCUCUCAUUGAGAGCAUGAUGACAGGAUGUACAAUUGAUCUGAUCUCUAAAAUCUAAUAAUGCAUGUGGCUGAAUCUCACAAAACACAAACAUGUCUCAAAGCAAGAAAUAAGACACUCACUAGAAUUGGCAUAAAAAUGGAUCCUGUUUUUUGGGCUAAUUUGUUACUGUAAAUAUCAUGGUGUAGUACUUCACUACUGCAUUUUUUAAAUGAAUAUUCGUUUUAUCAUUGGGGUUGAAAUGUGACCUAUACAUGUUUUAAUGAGAUUCAUCCGCGCGCUUUACUGAUUUGAUUUGUGUUUGAUCUACUUAUAUGACUUAUUUACAUGGUAGGAUUGUGUUUAUUUAGAGCAGUGCAAUAUAUGGGACACUUUAUGUAAAUGUGGUCCUCAUCGUUUCUGUGUUUCACGUCUAGCUGCACCAGUGGGCUUGUCGUUUUCACCGUGUCUUACAUGGAUGUUUUCAUUUCAGCUUGUACACAAAGAUGUAUUGAGGUGCAGCGUUCUUAGUAGAUACUGAUCAUGCAUUAGUGCGUUCCCUCGUUGACAUGCUUGUACACGGGCUAUUCUUUAUCUGAAUGUAAUGUACUGCUAUUUUGUGUCAAAAAUGGUGGGAUAAAAAAUCUAUUUUUAUGUUUUGUGUUGCUUUCAAGUCAUGUCAGGAUGAUAAUAUAUACAGGAUGAGCAGGCAGUAUCUACUGUACCACUGCAUUGUCACAAAUAGCAGUGAGUGUGUCUGUAUUUAUAGAGCAAAUUGUUUUUUAAUACUUGUUAAGUUACGUUAAAAAGUAUUAUGUUUUUUUAAGUUAUAUGCUCUUUACUGGCACUUAAAUGCUUAUUUCUGUGUUAGGAAAUAUGAAGGUUUGGUAGAAUUUUAAAACAUGUUAUUUUCAUUCUGGCCAAAAUUAUUAUCUUGAUUUUAAAGUAAAAACUUUCCAAAGGGACUUGAAGGCAACAUUAUGAAAAAUCUUAUUUAUAAAAUGAUUCAGAAUGUAAUGUUUGUCCAAAAAUGAAUGGCCUUUUUUAAGCACCAAUUGUGCUUUCUGGGGUUUUCAAAGUUUUAACUCCUAAUGUAAGAACACAACAUGAAAUGAUGAGAGCAAGGAAAAUAAAAGAUGUAGAAAUGGGUUGAUUUGAAAUCAAUGGAUAUGUUGUUCAGCAUGGAAAAACGCUGAAUGUCCUUUUUCACCCAAUAAAUGGUUUUAAAACCUA
This is a messenger RNA of Misgurnus anguillicaudatus (oriental weatherfish), 3916 nucleotides long. It is a transcript of the gene nptx2a, whose product is annotated as neuronal pentraxin 2a. The record is from RefSeq and is a predicted model, not a curated record. NCBI's taxonomy places the organism in Eukaryota, Metazoa, Chordata, Actinopteri, Cypriniformes, Cobitidae.